Molecule: messenger RNA, 2553 nt
Organism: Cuscuta campestris
Lineage: Eukaryota; Viridiplantae; Streptophyta; Magnoliopsida; Solanales; Convolvulaceae
Source: the annotation of a GenBank genome assembly
CGUGUAUAUAUUUAUAUUUUUUCAGUAUUUUUUCCAAUAUUUUUUUCCAGUAUUUGUAUUAUUUUUACAUUUCUUUAUUUGUCGGUGGAUAGAUCUUCACUUUAUCUAUCAGAUAUAAGAACACCGAUUAGAUAUGAAUUUGUUAUCAGUAUAUACUUUUUAUUCACUUUUCUUGGAUUUCUCUAUGUUAAUAUAUUUUCGGCGUAGACAGAUUCUCUCAGAAAAUGUAGUUUACUAUCCAAUCUGGAGAUCGAGAAUUGUUUAUUCAUGAUUGUUUUCGUUUUCAAGUAUAUAUUUAUAUUUUUCAAUAUUUUUUCAAGUGUUUGAAUUAUCUUUACAUUUUUUUGUGCUCGGUGGAUAUAUUUUCAUUUUAUCUUUCAGAUCUAAGAACACCGAUUACAUAUGAAUUUAUAUUCAAUAUAUACCUAUUUUAUUAACACCUUUUUUGGAUUUUUCUAUUUUAAUAUGUUAUCAGCGUAGACAGAUUCGCUCAUAAAAUAAAGUCUGCUAUCUAAUCUAGAGAGCCACAAUUGUUUAUGGGCUGUUCAUGCAUGCAUUAAUAUUUCAGUUUUUAUAAGUAUUUAUUUCAUUUUUUCCCUUUUUGUGUCGGUGGAUCAAUUCACAGAUCUGUAUGUUCAAAUCAUCGAUCUGUGUUUUAAAAGUCCAUUUACUAAAAGGUUUAAAUUUUAUUAUGUUAACACUGAUUUUAGUAUCUAUAUUUUCUUAACUUUCUGUUUACAGCAUCCAUCACCAAGUUUUUCUCUGUUAAUUAUACCAUGAUAGCCCCAAUUAUAUUUUUAAUUAUACCAUGCUAACACUUAUUAUAUUUUUUAAAUUAUACCAUGCUUACCUUUCACUUUUCCAUGAAUUCGUGUGCCCUGUAGAAAAGAAACAUUUUAUAUCUAAAACAAUUGCAUUGAUUCAUGUUAGAAACUGAAAAAUUGAAUGGUAAUAACUUACAAAUCUGUCGCAGAAAACAAUAUCCAUGUCGGGACGGAAUGUGAUAGACACGGACAGUCCAUGUCUUCCAAUUGUGUCCACAUACCCGCUCUUACUUUGUUUCCUGAAUUACUCAUUCUCUCAAUGCUAAAUUCUCCAGAGGAUGAAACGAAAACGGACUGUGAUUCGGAUGUUGUGGUGUAUAUAUAACCUUGAAAUGAUUGGGAAGUUAUUAAGGGGAGAGUGGGAAGUUGCUGGAAAAUUACUCAUUUAAAAAAUGCUCCAUUUCACAGGUGGGGAAGUUGCUGUAGGCUAUUCCUGGAACGUGCCACACCCUCUACGGAAUCCUUGGAACGUGGCUGAUAUAGGAAUAACAGGAAUAAUAUUAUAUUAUUAAUAUAUCAUUAUUAUUAUAAUCUUCAUCAAUAAGGAUAUCGUCUCUCCCGAGGCACCAAGUAGCCAUUGAAGGAGAGAUUUCCAGUAUUCAUAACACUAAGCUGUACAGCCACAAAGAACUCAGUAUUGCCACUGAAGAUUUUAGCCCAUCCAACAAAAUUGGCGCAGGAGGGUUUGGCACUGUCUACAAGGGGAGGUUGAGUGAUGGAACUUUAGCUGCAAUUAAGGUUCUUUCGGCCGAGUCAAGACAGGGCGUAAGGGAAUUUUUGACAGAGAUUGUGGUUAUCUCAGGUCUGGAGCAUGAAAAUCUGGUAAAGCUACAUGGUUGUUGUGUAGAAGGGGAACAUAGGAUAUUGGUCUAUGGCUAUCUUGAAAACAAUAGUCUAGCUCAAACUCUCACAGGAUCUAGAUCCAGUGGGAUUAAGUUUAGCUGGAGUGAGAGGAGUAGAAUAUGCAUAGGGGUUGCCAGGGGACUUGCAUUCCUCCAUGAAGAAAUCCACCCUCACAUUAUUCACAGAGACAUCAAAGCAAGCAAUAUCCUUCUCGACAAAGAUCUUACCCCAAAGAUUUCAGACUUUGGCCUUGCCAAGCUUUUCCCGCACGAGCUUACUCAUAUCAGUACGCGUGUAGCAGGGACCCCGGGUUAUUUGGCUCCAGAGUAUGUAAUUCGCGGGCAAUUGACAAAGAAGGCUGACAUCUUUAGUUUUGGGGUUCUCCUCCUGGGAAUUGUUAGCGGAAGACCCAAUACUGACAAGAGACUACCACUCGAUGAUCAAUAUCUUCUAGAACGGGCAUGGAAAAUCUAUCAAAGAGAUGAGCUGGUUGAGGUGGUUGAUCCAUUACUAGGAUCGAACUUCGAUUUAGAUGAAGCGUGUAGGUACAUAAAGAUUGCUUUGCUAUGCACGGAUUUCAUGCCCAAUAGCCGACCAUCUAUGCCAACGGUGGUGAAAUUGUUGACAGGGGAGAUGGAAGUGGAUGGCAUGAAAAUAUCAGAACCGGGUCUGUUGCCUAAACUUUUGGGUCUGAGGAAUAGGACGAGAAAAAACCUGGGAACCGUAUCUGCUGGGUCAGGGAAUGAUGAAGGCAAGUCUUCAACACUGACAGACAACACCGUCUGCACUACACUGGCAACAAUGACAUUCACCUCCAUAUCUGAUAGGAGUACUUGAAGAAGUAUAAUUGCAUGACAAUCAUAACACUAGAAGUGCUCUAUCACUU